Vicia villosa (hairy vetch) is the source of this 579-nucleotide messenger RNA. RefSeq names its product protein MAINTENANCE OF MERISTEMS-like. The transcript has a single exon. Bases 1 to 579 code for a protein of 192 amino acids. NCBI's taxonomy places the organism in Eukaryota, Viridiplantae, Streptophyta, Magnoliopsida, Fabales, Fabaceae. The record is from RefSeq and is a predicted model, not a curated record.
AUGAGAUGGUCCUACAGGCAAGGAGCUAUGAAGGUGGAUCAGUUGAGACCAGUUUUGGAUCAGUUGACACCUACAGACGUCAUAUGGCGCCCAUUCGAGGAUCACAGACGUCACCUUCCUUUUGACGAGCUAUCUCUGUACAGAGGUUUUCUUGUCUGGGGUGACGUACAUGUGCCAUACUUACCUGACAGAUGUCUUCGUCAGUUUGGUCUUCAUCAGUAUAUUCCUCCUCCACCUCCUGCUGAUACGAUGAGCGAUGAUGACAUUGUUAUGGAGUGGAUUGGCUAUGACCGGAGCGUGGCCGAUGAGGUUAGAGACACCGCAACAGUCAGAUACACCUAUGAGACGCUUGAUGGAUAUUUACAGUGGUAUUACCGUGUGUCGCAUCCUCGGGUACCGCCCCCACCUCGUGCGCGUAGAGAGGUUCCAGUUCCUGUCUUUGAUGCAAGACCCGCCGAUCCGGAUUGGUCUCGUGCUUCCACAUUGGUUCAUCGCUAUCUCCGACAGGCGGAGGCAGAGGAGGAUGAUAUAGCGUAUGCUGAUUUGUUCAAGGUUUUAUGCAUUGCUCGUGACCAUUGA